CCACCUUCUCUCUUAGGGCAGGUAGUGGACAUCACUUCCAAUGUGAAACCAUCCACACGCCACCGCAUGUGGGACAAGACUCUCCUUUGCCUGAUCCAUCCCUUGCAGUAGCGCUUUCUUCUGAUCCAUCCAUGCAGCUUGUUUCGGUUGAUUGUUUGGGGCCGUGGGGGGAAACCGGUCCGUACUGCAGUACAGCUUGGCGGAUUUUCGGCGCAAUACGGGGCCAAACACGCCGCACUACAGCCCUGCUGCCAUUGUGAUCAGCAGAGCCGGCGGGUGGCACCUGGGUCUGUUCUGGCCGUCCUGGGCGGUCGCCUGGUGUCAGCCCCGAGGCCAGAGGCGCCGGCCGCCCUUGCCAAUAUGGCUUCAACACGGGGGGUGCAUGCAGUGCUAAUUGUGGCCAUGGCAGCGGCGCUGGUGGGGUGCGGCGCAACCAGCAUCUUUGACCGAGAGCAGUGCGGGCGCCUGGGGCAGCGGUGCUGCGAGCUCCAGGUGGAAGAGUACAAGUUUGUUGAGAUAUGCGAGGGCGGCGACCUGUACUGCCUCAACUUCCCCAGCGAGGACUUUGACACCUCCGACGGCGGCAGCUUCGACGGCAACAGCAGCAGCAGCGGCGGCGGCAGCGGCGGCGGCGACGGCGGGCAGCCGCUGUCGCUGUGCCUGCCGCUGCCCGACGGGUGCGGCGAGGCCGGCGGCGUGUGCUGCCCGCUGACGGGCAACAAGACCAACGGCUCGCUGCGCUGCCAGGCCGACAACAGCAUAUGCAUGGCGCCGCAGAGCGACACCAUCUAUGGCCUGCUGACGUACGAGCUAUACACGCAGCUGGGGCAGGACCCGCAGGCCUCCCUCUCAGGCGAGGUGGCCCUCAGCCUGUGGGGCACCUGCCAGACCUUCGACCCGCAGCAGUGCGGCACGCCGGGCAGCCUGUGCGGCGCCAGCCUGGCGCCACCCGGGCCACAGUGCCCGGAGGACGCGCGCGACUGCCCAGACGGGUACUACUGCCAGGUGCAGGAGGGGCAGUACGAGGAGUUUGGGCUGUGCGCCGCCAUCCCCGAGGGCUGCGGCGAGCUGGGCGCCGCGUGUUGCGGGGCCGGCAACUACAGCCAGGGCAGCUACCGCACGCCCUUCUGCUGGGGGGCCGAUGUGUUUUGUGCGGCACGGGCCGACAACGUGCGACAGGCCAAGUGCAUGCAGCUGCCGCGGUCCCCGCAGGACUGCGGCGCGGCAGGCGGCCCCUGCUGCCCCGCCGCAGCCGGCCUGAUCACAGACAAGGAGCUGCCGCCGCUGUGCCAGGCACGCAGGCGCCGGUGCUGCUGGCGCGAGGGCUCCUACUGCGAUGUGGGCGGUGACGUCGUCGUGGCCCCAGGGGAGAGCGCGGGCAGCUGCGUUGAGAACCCAGCCAACUGUGGCGGCAUCGCCAAGCCCUGCUGCGUGGUCAACGGCCGCAGCGGCCUGCUGUACACCUGCGACGACGGCUUCUUCUGCCCGGAUGCCGAGGAGGGGGCCGUGUCGGGCGGCGACGGGGCCACCACCGGCGGCGUGCUGAUGGCGGCGGCAGGCGCGGGGGACCGCGUAUGCCAGGAGUGCACCCCGCUGGUGCCAGCCAAGUACCAGACUGUCUGCGGGUAUGGCCUGGACUCGGGCAACAACAACGAGGACGAGGAUUACUACUGCAACGCAGAUGAUUACUACUGCCCCGGGGACUAUGCCCCCGCGCCUGCCCCAGGGCCCUACUCUGACAGCGUGCAGCCUGGGGGCGCGGCCGCGCAGGCCCCGGCCCUGCCGCCGGCGGUGGAGGAGCUGCCGCCGCUGGGCCCGCCCACGCCAGCGCGCGCCCCGGCAUCAGGGCCGGCUCAGCAGCCGGCCCCCGGGCCCAGCCCCGACCUGGGCAUUGCUGAGCUGGAGGCUCCGCCACAGCCGCCCACAGCAGCCCCACCAGCGCUGGCGCCUGCCCCCGCGCCCACCCCCUCCCAGCCACCCGCCGCCGCGCCAUCCCCAGCGCCUGUCGACGCCUUGGUCCCCGCCCCGGGCCCCGCGCCUGACAACAUCCUGCCACCCCUGCCUGGGCCUGCCGCUGCGCCCAGCGGGCCCGAGCUCCAGCCUGCCCCAGCCCCGCAGCCCGCCUCGGCGCAGCCCCCGGCUGCCGAGCCCGCUAUGCCGGCACCCUCCACGGCGCCUGCGCAGCCACCCUCGCCCCUGCCGACGCCCUCACCCUCUCCCUCGCUGGGAAUCGCAGAGGAGCCCGCCUCGCCGGCGCCCGCCCCGGCGCCCUCCCAAACGCCGGCGCCCUCCCUGGCGCCUGCACAGCAGCCCGCCCCUCCUGGGUCCCCCCCCUCACCCGCUGACGAGGACUGGUCGUCCCUGGACUGGAUCUUCGAGGAGCUGCAGCAAGCGGUGGAGGGCAAGGGUGGCCAGGAGCCCGCUGGCGCGCCGCGGCCGACGCCCGCGCCCGCGCCCGCGCCAACGCCCAGCCCCGGCAGCGAACAGGGUUCGGAGGGCGACGGCGCGCAGGACGGCGGACAAGAGGAUGGGAGCGGCGACGGCGACGGCGACGGCGAGAGCAAUGACAGCGACGAAAGUGACGGCGGCGAGGGCGACAACGGUGACGAAGAGGGCAGCAGCAGCAGUGCUGGAAAAGGCGAAGAAGAGGACAGCAGCGGCCAAGAGGAGGGCAGCAGCGGUGAUGAAGACGACAGCAGCGGCCAAGAGGAGGGCAGCAGCGGUGAUGAAGAGGACAGCAGCGGCAAGGAAGGGGACAGCAGCAGCAGCAGCGGUAGCGACCAGGAAGACGACAGCAGCGGGCGUCGGUGCUCGCAGCGCCGCCUGUUUGCCGGGAAGGAAAUGCAGGAUACGACAGAAGACCCUCCGCUGCACAUUAACGACCUCCCAGAGUGCCUGCUGCUAGAGGUCUUCCGCCAGCUGAGCAAGCUGCCGCCGGUGACGGCGCCCGAGGAGGAGGCGCUGUACACGCGCAAGCUGCCCUUCAAAACCUUCGACUCGCCGGGGGAGGUGCACCCCGGGCUGAGGUCGUACCCCUUCCUUGCGCAGGUGUGCCGGCACUGGCGCCAGGCGCUGGAGGGUCCGGCAGCGCUGCAGCUGUGGGAGGAGCUGGUGGUGGACGUUGGGCACGAGCUGGUCACGGCGGUGCACGUGCCCGUGGCCUGGAGCGACGUGCGGCCCAGCGACGAGGAGUUCCGCGCCGCCUUUGCGGCCGUGCGCCUGCGCUCGCACCGGCUGGUGGACUUUGUGCGGGCGCGGCGGCGCGUGCUGCGCCGCCUGGUGCUGGUCAACAGCGAGGGGUACUGGGCCGAGGACGGCGAGUUUGUGCCCGUCAACUCCAAGCACAGCGUCAACCUGGGCACGCUGGGAAUUCUGCUGGGCGUGCUGGCCGACGGGUUGAAAGAGCUGCACAUCGGCCACUGCAACGACCUGUUUGCGAGCGGCUCGCCCCUGAGCACCAUUGCCAUGCUGCGGGGCCUGCGCUCGCUGGUGCUGGAUG
This is a messenger RNA of Chlorella variabilis, 3499 nucleotides long. RefSeq names its product expressed protein. The transcript is spliced from 13 exons. The annotation marks the transcript as partial. Lineage: Eukaryota; Viridiplantae; Chlorophyta; Trebouxiophyceae; Chlorellales; Chlorellaceae. The record is from RefSeq and is a predicted model, not a curated record.